Molecule: messenger RNA, 931 nt
Organism: Phragmites australis (common reed)
Lineage: Eukaryota; Viridiplantae; Streptophyta; Magnoliopsida; Poales; Poaceae
Exons: 1
Coding region: 134-772 (212 amino acids)
Source: RefSeq, a predicted model, not a curated record
CGGCCGGGGGGCGAUCGCCUGAACCGACGCGACGCGAGGCGAGAGGCCGCGAUCCUGUAUCAGUUGACCCAUCGAUAUCCACCCGCGAGCGGAAGAGAGAGCCCCUUUCGUCUCACGCACACGCAUCCUGGCGAUGAGGUUCAUGUGCUUCGGCGGCGUGGCGGCCGUCGUUGACGACGACGUGGCCGGCAGCGAGGCGGCGGUGGCCGCUCGCCACCGGGGGCAUCGUCGUGGCCGGAGUCUGUCGUUCCGGGGGAAGUCCUUGCCCGGCAAGGGAGGCAAGAGGAAGCCGUCGCCGGCGUCGCCGCUGGCCGAUGCGAAGAAGCGGGGCGUGGACGCCGACGACGUCCACGGCGCGACUGGCGCGUCCACGGCGUCGUCGGUGGCGUCCUCGUCGACGCUGAGCUCGGCCGCGUCGCUCUCGUCUUCUUUCUCCUCGUCCGCGUCCUCGUCGUCGCUCUCGGGGGUGCUUCCUCCGCCGGCGCCGGCGAAGCGGCAGGCGAUGGCGUCGACGUCGCCGGCAGCGGGGGCCGCGGCCAUGGUGCUCUGCCUGCUGAUGGUGGUGCUCUGCGGCCGGGUCGGGGCGACGCUGCUCACGUCCACGGCGCUCUACCUUCUCCCUAGACGGUGGCCGGCGACGGUGUGCAAGCAGGCGGACGACGACGUGGAGUCGCCGGUGUGCGACGCCGUGUCGGCGAGCGAAGCGGAGGAGGAGACGGCGAAGAGAAAGGUGGUUAUGGAGGGGUUCUUGGUCAGGAACCGCAAGAAGUGAUCGCCUUCACUUUUUUUUCUUUUCCCCCCUUCCUUUUUGGUUCCGAUGAGAAGGAAGAGUUUUGCACUAUUUUUUUGUCCGAGAGUCUAUGUAAUUAUAAUACUCGGACAUAAUGUAACCAAAAUUUAUACAAAGAUGCUAAGAUAGUUUGUACUAGUU